Messenger RNA from Chlorocebus sabaeus (green monkey), 5985 nucleotides. Lineage: Eukaryota; Metazoa; Chordata; Mammalia; Primates; Cercopithecidae. The record is from RefSeq and is a predicted model, not a curated record.
CCAAGCGCUCUCAUGCAGCCUCCAGGAGAUCUGCAGGGGGCCGGGGCGGGGGGGCGGAGACGACGGUGCUGCUGAGUCAAAGCAGCCCCCAGGAAAUAUUCCGCAGAGAAGGGAGGCCCUUCCUGUGCCAGGCAGCCAGAGACCUGCUCCGAGUGCCCCGUGCUACUCUCAUCCCAGCAGGAGGACAACUCUGAGGGUGGCAGGUGGGGCGAGCAGUCACUGUGCAGUGGGAGACACAGGCUCCGAGAGACUCAAGACUUGCCUGAGGCCACCUGGAUGGCUCUGAGUAUGCUGCUCCUCCCUCCAGGGCAACACGGGAACCGGAGGCUUCUCGUUUCUUCAGGGACUGUCCCUCAGCUUUCACUGUCUGCCCGACUGCCCACCAGGAGCCCCUGCGUGUGCGGAGUCUGGGAAUGUGCCUUCCUGGGGGCUCCGAGCUGCUCCUGCACCCUGGACUCCCAGCUUCCCCGCGAUGGGCUUUUCCAGGCUGCAGCAUGAGGAGCCCCGGUCACCAAGGACGUGGGCAGCACUCUGGAGUCGGUGCCAUCCUUUCUUCACCAGAGGCCGUGUGAACGUUUUCACGAUGAUUUUUUAAAGAGAGACAGAAGGACCAGGACUAGAAAGACAAGGUUGUCCUGCCUCCCACAGGCAGCAGCCUCGAGCUGGCACCACCUCUUCUGCCCCCGGAAGGUCAGCUCUGUGAGGCAGGGGAGGCCCCCGUGAAUUCUGCAGGGAGUACUUGGUGGGCGCUGGGCGGACUCACUUUCCCCACCUGUGAAAGGGGCCAAUCCCACUGCAGUGGGGCCAGUGAGUGAAUUCCCAGGAGGUCUGAGCAGAGCCGCAGCCGGGGUACAACUGGCUUCCGGGGCCGGGCUGCUGCCUCCAAGAGCCCAGCCUUUUCCCCAGAGGCGAGGAGUGAAUCUGGGCUCCAUGCAGGGGGGUUCCAGCAUGUAAAAGGUGUGACAAACUCAUCCUCCAAUGUCCAACUGGACAAACCUCUUCAAUCCACCACUGAAGGCCCCCCAAGUGCUCCGAGGGACCCGGCGUGCUGUGGGCUGGGAGGCGUCUGUCCCAGCUUCAUCUCCGAAAUGUCGGUGUCUGCUCUGCCCUGUGCUGCGGUUUUCAGGCAUCCAGGUGGAGCGACCUCCUUCCAUCUCUCCUGCUCGGGGUCGGUCAGCAGGCCGAGUCUCAGGGCUAUGACACGGAGGUUUGUUACAUGUCACACCAGGUGGCCCUGGGUCAGCCAAAGAGCUUUGUUUCAGGAGAGCGUGGGUGAGCGCCGCCCCCACCGCAUGGCUGCACGGAGGCCCGAGGGCAAGAUCUUCCCGAGGGACAAGCUAGAUGCAGGGUGGGGCCUGCUGAGCCUCAGUUUCCUUGGCUGUAAGACGAGACGAAGGCAUUUACAGCGGGGAUGGCUGGGAAUUCCUCCUCCGGAUCCGGCUGAUGCCUUGGUGCACCGUAGGCUCCCAGGAGCUCACACGGCCUUCCCUGCCUGUCACUUGUGCCCCACCUCAGAACGAGGUGCUUGUAGUGGCAGGGCAGCCCGUCUGGCCCCGCCCAGCCCCCGCCGCCUCCCUGCCCUCAUCUCCUUUCUCUGAGACAAGGCUCCUCGAUGGUCCUGGAGGUGGUGGCACACUCCUGCCUCGGGCCUGGCAUGUGUGGCCCUUCCCUCCUCCCGCAGGUAAGCUCCAUGCCCCUUUACCAGAGAAGCCAGUGUCAACCCCCACGGCCCUGGGGGGCGACACAUCGCAGUUCCCCUCCUUCACUUCUGUCUCUCCCAGACGGAGCAGAAGCCUCAGGCGUACACCAGGCACCAAUCACUAUUUGUUGAGGGAAUGAACGGGCACCACCUAAGGAGCUGGGUCAGAUGGAAGCAUGGCUCAGAGAUGUCAGCGGGAAGAGCAGGUCAACGUGACAAGCCGGGUCCCGCCCUGCCCUCGGGUGCAUGGACUUCCCCAGGCAGCACUGACACCCCCGCUGAGGUGAGGCUGCUGGGCCCCGUCCAUGGGGAGAGGCAGCUGGAAACUGGGGGCCCCAGCUCCUCCUGGGGCCAGAUCCUGACCCCAAAGCCAGCCUGUUUUCUGGGUGUCCGAAUCCUGCCGGGGUGGAGGAGGCGCUGGGGAAGAGGCGGGUCCACCUGUUCUCCAGGGACCUCCCUGCAACCCUUCAUGAGGUCAGAGCUGGGCACCCAGGGAGACAGCAGCUGUGGCCACGGGCGCCAUGCCAGGCAGGUACCAGCCUGGCAUGGAGCCCGCGGGUGGUAAUCUCCAGGCUGCUCCGGGGCUGGGCGGCAGCUGUAGGGGGUUCAGCUGUCACAGAGGGAGCCUGGGAAGCCAGCACUGCCUGGGAUGAUCCCCCUCCCGCCUCCUCCUCCCCCGCCUCCUCCUCCCCAGGCCCCGGAGGCCCAGCUAGCCCAUUCCCCUACCCAAGGAGCCAAGCCCUACUAGGCCGCCCAUGCUGACAUGCAGCGAGCCAAUACUGACUCGAAGACAGGUCAGCCAGACCCACCUGCUCCCUCAGGAGGUGGGAUCUGAUCUCCUGCUGGCCUGCACGGGCCACGAUGGAGAGGCGCCUCAUGACACACUGCAGUCAGCUCAGAAAAGCCGUAGAUGCCGACCCGGGGAAGCCUGCCCAGCAUGGGGCGUUCUCUGAGGUGGGAGCCACAGGGAGGGCCUCAUGGAGGCCUCUGUCCACAGGCAGUGAUGCCCAGCACCCACUGCUGCUGACCAAGCCCCUGGCACCCCCAAGCUGAGCCUUUGAACCCCAGCAGGGAAGACCACCCGGCCGAGACCCUGGCCACCAUGGGGUCAUCACUGCCCCAUGGGGCUCUGUUCCAUCUCCUGGCCCAAGGGUCUCUGAGCACCGCCAGGGCUGCCUCACGCCUCUGAGUUUGGGGUGUUUUGUUCGGCAGCACUGGGGUCCGAGCAGCUUCUUGCCCAGUGUCUGGCACAGUUGUCCAUGGAGGGGGCGUUUCUGGGAUUCUGUGGUUUAGGGGACACUCCCCUCACUCCCCGGCCUCGGGGGCCGAUGACCAGGCGGAGCGGGCCCAAGGCCACGUCUGUGAGGGAGUCACAACGCUAGGUCACUCCAAGCUGCCUCUGUGGUCACAACGUCCAGCUGCCCCCACACAGGCGAGACCCAGGAUCAAGCCCCAGGGCUGGAAAGCGGACACGGGAUGUAUUUGUUUGUGGAAUCAAAUACGACGGCAGCUUGCAGGCAGCCCAGCCGCUGUGCAAACAACCCUCUUCCAGCACCCGGUGAGGGCGGCCCUGAAGCAGCCGGCGACCCCGGGCCCUGUCACCCGCCAGGUGGGGUGUUGGGUACCGGCCCUCAGGCAAGACAGGGUGCCUGUGUCCUGAGCACCUCCCGUGUCAGGUGCCGGGGGCAGACAGACAAAAGUCCUGCCCCAGAGAGCUGACCUCGGACGGGAGCCCAGGAAUCCUGUGCAAACGUACAAGACCCUCGGCCGAGGCUGGGAGGUGUGGUGGUCAGGACAGGCACCGGGUGGGUGAGUGGGUGGCCACUGAAAAGGUGACGUCUGAGCAAGACCUGAGGACGGGAAGCUGGGAGCCAUGUAGGCGUCGGGGGAGAGCAUUCCAGGCAUGGGGGCCAGUAGCGCAAAGGCCCUGAACUGCAGCCAGCCAGGCAUGGUGGGCAGCAGCAAGGCGGAGCAGAGUGGGAGAUGGUGGGUGAUGGAAGGGAGAGGAGUUUGUGCGGUCUUGGUCCCACAAGGACCUUGGCUCCAUCCCUGGAGAGCUGUGACUGGCCUUUAAUGGGACCCAUCUGUCUGCCAAGUGCAAAAUGGACCUGGGAUGGGGGGCUGGGGUAGAAGGAAAGAAACCAGGUACAGAAUCUGGCACGAGUCACGCGGUCAGAAGGCAGGUGCUGGAGAGAUCCCAUAACUGUUUGUGGAAUCAAAUAGGACAGCAGCUUGCAGGCAGCCUGGCCGCCGCUGUGCAAACAACCCAGAGUGUCCCUGAACCAGCCGGUGACCUCAGGCAACUGCAUCCAUCCCCGGGGCCAGUGCACCAUCGCCUGUGAGAGGUGUGGAGACGGCUGCUCUCCCAUGCCUGCGGGAGGACGCAGUGACAGCAAGGCCAAGCCCCCUGCCCACCAGGACAGCAGCUUUUCUUGACAAUUUAUCCCCUGAAACCCUGUGGACAAUUAAACCCAGAGUUACCAGGUGAGCCAGGGAUUCUACUCCUAGGAAUCCAACCAAGAGAAAUGAAGACAUUCAUCCAUGCAAAAGCUACCAAUAGCCACGGCUGCAUCGUCCAUGCAAAAACUACCAAUACCCACGACUGCGUCGUCCACACAAAAACUACCAAUACCCACGGCUGAAUGUUGUCCACAAAAACUACCAAUACACUGGUUGUUGUCCACACAAAAACUACCAAUACCCGACUGCGUCGUCACACUUCUGUCUAUGACUCGUCGUCACGCAAAAAUACAAUAUUACCACGCUGUAUGGUCCACCGCCAACCACAAUGGGAGGCAUAUUGCGUCGUCCACGCAAAAACUACCAAUACCCACGGCUGCGUCGUCCAUGCAAAAACUACCAAUACCCACAGCUGUGUGGUCCACCAUAACCACAAUGGGGGCAACAACCCACGGGUCCAUCAACAGACACACAAACCCUGGUUUUUCUGCAUAGUGCUGUGCAACUCAGCCACAGGGAAGGAUGCUCCCCACUAGGCUCCAGUGCGGGGAGCCAUGAAGGCCCUGUGCUGAGUGACAGAGCCAGAUGCAAGGGCCACCUGUGGCCCUGUCCCCCUCAUCUGAGGCGUCCAGAACAGGCAAGUUCACAGAGAUGGGUAGCGGAUGCUGACCGGGGGCCGGGGGUGGAGGAGGAGAUGGGGAGGUGGCAGACUGGGAGCUAGGGGUGGAGGGGUGAGGAGAUGCGGGGGCAAAUGUGAGAGGGGCUCAGCCUCCCUCCCAGGGUCUCUGCUCCUGUCUACUGGGGCCCACCUGCAGGCAGGUAGCAGCAGACACUGCUGUGACCCCAGCCCUGGUUCUGUGGGCCUGGCUGUGCUAGAAACCAGGAGGGUGGAGGCCAGGGCCCAGGAGGCUGGUGGCUGGAGUGAGUGGGAGCUGAGCGACCUUCUUGCUGCAAACACCCCCCUUCCAGAGACACAAGCACACCCUUAGGGGUGGGAGGGGCCCACAAGGACCAGUCUGUGGCAAGUGACCCUUCCAGCCCGAAGGUCUCCUGGGCAGAAGCCCCUCCACGUGCCAAGGAUGUGCCAGAGGUGGAGAAGGGCCGUGGGCUGGCCCCGUGGUUCAGAGUGAGCAGGUGCUGGGGUCACUGGCCUACAGCUCAGGCCUCUGCUUGUCCCUCCGGUCACCCCAGUCCCGGGGAAGCACGGUCCCUGGGUCUGGGAAGGUUUGGUUGGAUGCAGGUGCUGUGGUCCCCGGUGAGCCCUGGUGUCACGACUCAUGCUUUAUAAAAGCUCUCAUGGGGUCACAGUGCAGAGGGGACGGGAAGGAGGGUUUGGGGAGGGUAAGCACUUCGCCGAUGCACUUAUCAUUCACGGAACAUUCUCUGAGGCUGGCUGUGGGGAUCCCCUGUGAGUCUGGACAGUCAGGUCAUAGGUCAUGCUUCCUCCCGGCCUGGUUUUCACACCGUGGUAUGCCACACGCAUGCACACGUGUGCACGCCAUCACACACUCAGACUUCACACGCACGCACCUGCAUGUGCACCCCUGGCAACGGCACCCGAUACAGUGACCUCAGGGCAGGCGUUGUCGUCGAGACAGGCUGCCAGGUGGCCCCUCACACUGCCCCCGCUUCCUCAUCCCGGCAAAUGGGCAGAGCACACUUCCAGGAAAGCUGCUGCCCUGGCAUUGGACUCAAUGACCGUAGAACAGCCUCUUAAGCUGGGCAGUGGCUCACACCUACAAUCCCAGCACUCUGGGAGGCUGAGGCAGGAGGAUCACUUGAGCCCAGGAGCUUGAGACAGCCUGGGCCAUGUAGCGAGACUCCAU